AUGGAUUUGCCAGAUAAAAGCCAGUGGGAUGAGACCACCUGUGACCUGGCUGUCUGUCAGCAUCCGCAGUGCUGGGCAACUAUCCGCCGGAUUGAGAGGGGCCACCCUCGACUUCUGGACCCCUCCUCCAAAUCUCUUCUGGAUACUGAAGACAAGCUCCCAGUGCUUACCAUUGUAAACAUCACAGAUUCCUGCUUGCCGGCCAAGAGAGUUAUUCGUCGGCGUCACUUACCAGGAUUUACCUUCACAAAGGCUCACACUUUAUUGAGUUCAAAGUUUGACUCCAAGUUUCAAGGCAGGCCUUGGAAGGAUUUACCUGACAGAGACUUAAUGAACCGUACUGACAGAUCUCCCAAACUAUCAGUGCUGAAUUUGAAUGAGACAAAGCUUCCUUGUCCUCAAGAUGUAGGAAAUAUGGAUAUCAUCUGGAUCCCAGAGAAGCAUGAGGCUAGAGUGGUGGUGGGACAAUGUGGCAUUGAAGAGAGUGCUACAGGGAGUUCUUUCCAUGGUUUUUUCUUCCAGAAACACAAGUUGGAACUUCCAGGGAUAAUUGUACCGCCUCCCACCCCAGGACACUUGUAUGAGCAACUAAGUUCAGAAUCCUUACCUUUAUGGAAGCAGUUUGACAUGUUGCCUCAGGAUCUGCUGAAGGACCUCUUGCUGGAUAAAGGGAAGACCAUACUUUAUCCAGAAAUGCAGACACAGUUGGCCAUGAUGAAAAAGAAACCUCCCCUGGAAAAGAGCCGGCCUGACAGUGCCAUUUCUGCUAAGAUGUAUUUAUCUGUACACCGCCUCACCCUACAAAAACCAGCAUUGAGAUAUCCUGAACAUUUGAAGAAACGCUAUUCUAACCUGAAAAUAGAUGGUCACAGGAAGCAGCAGCGGCAGCAACAGAGGAGGGUGAAGACAGCCACUAGGAAACAGGAGGCUAGAAAGAGAUGCAGGAAUGAACCAGGGAGACACAACAGCUCGCACAGACGUUCAGGUGCCGUGGUUGGCGCCCCACGCCAUGGUCGCAAAACUCUACGAGGUCAGGAAAGUGACAGAAAGCAGCAGCAGCAGCAGCCGAUGAAGACAGAAGGCCCCACCCUGAAACAGGAUUCCACAGAGAGAUCACAGACAAACGUCGCUAAGGAAUCGCUGGACUCCUCCCGCAGUCCCGAAUUACCCCAAAUAGAAUACAAUAAGAAGGACAUCAGGACUCAGAUGGAGAUUUUGCUGGAAGACCAAGUGAAGACCCCAGAGAGCGCUUCUGGCAUCAGCUGGAACCCUGAGCUCAAACUGCUGAGGAUUCUUCAGGCCACAGAUGAAGAGGACGAGGAGAUCCAUCCCUCCGGGGCGCAGAGUGAAGUGUCCGAGGUGUAG
This is a messenger RNA of Rangifer tarandus platyrhynchus (Svalbard reindeer), 1365 nucleotides long. NCBI's taxonomy places the organism in Eukaryota, Metazoa, Chordata, Mammalia, Artiodactyla, Cervidae. The record is from the annotation of a GenBank genome assembly.